This is a messenger RNA of Strongylus vulgaris, 291 nucleotides long. The record is from the annotation of a GenBank genome assembly. NCBI's taxonomy places the organism in Eukaryota, Metazoa, Nematoda, Chromadorea, Rhabditida, Strongylidae.
GAUCUAAAUGGAGUAACACCUCUCCACGUAGCAGCUGCCGUUGGUUGGCGUGAUGGUGCAGCUAUACUUGUAAAUAGAGGAGCAAAUCCAAUGGUUGCUGAUGACCGAGGUUUGACACCAAUUGACUGGGCUGCCGCUUACAAUAAGCUGGAUGUCUUGAAUGUAUUGUUAUCUACCUCAACAAAAUCAACACCUACCAGCCCGGAUUCUGCUCUUGGAAGCAUUGGCACUACCUCAUCUCCUUAUAACACGUCCGCAGAAACAGUUUCUGGAUUACUGCGUAAGUUUUAA